Messenger RNA from Bipolaris sorokiniana ND90Pr, 1445 nucleotides. RefSeq lists its product as uncharacterized. Gene Ontology annotation, molecular function: RNA-3'-phosphate cyclase activity. Gene Ontology annotation, biological process: RNA processing. Gene Ontology annotation, cellular component: nucleus. The record is from RefSeq and is a predicted model, not a curated record. The transcript has 2 exons. Bases 1 to 1266 code for a protein of 421 amino acids. NCBI's taxonomy places the organism in Eukaryota, Fungi, Ascomycota, Dothideomycetes, Pleosporales, Pleosporaceae.
AUGGCGGCCGAAGAGUUUGUAGUCCUGGAAGGCACCCAUUUCGAAGGGGGCGGCGGACUCAUUCGGGAUGUCCUAUCCUUUUCUAGCCUACUCAAUCGAAGUGUGCAGGUCAAUUCUAUACGCGCAAAUAGACCAGGUAUCGGCGGGCUACGUGUUGAACACACUGUCGCCAUUGAAACUAUGGCAUACCUCACUGGAGCAGUCGUAGAAGGUAACGCGAUUGCAAGCCGACAGCUUGUUUUUAAGCCGCACCAGGAUCCUAAAGCAGGGGUCAUCGAAGAUGGGAAGCAUCUGGACAUAACUGUUGAGGGCUCAGCCGCGAUUUUCAUGAUUGCCAUGAUACCAUACAUCCUUUUCUCACACCUGGGGGCUGCCGCCUACAUCCAACCGAUCAUCCCUAAGGCUGGGAUUGAGUUAACCAUCAGAGCAGGGACGCUUUGUGUCAAAGCUCCAUCUUACCACAAUGUUGUGGAAGUCCUGCUACCUACUCUGAAGGCGAUUGGGAUUAGUGAGGAUUUCAUCAAGCUUGACACAAGUUACGAACAAGGAUGGCAUACCGACUAUGUCAAGAUUCCUGGACGUAUAAAGCUCUGGGUCAAGCCACUUCAAAUCCCAUUGAAGGCUUUCAUCCUGGAGAAGCGAGGGGAGAUAUCAAUUAUUCGUCUCAUCGCUCACGCGCCAGAGGACGAAUACCAGGAGUUUGGGGCUACAGUGAAGAAGGAAAUUGAAGAAGCUUUCCACCAACGCAGUAGCAGUCCAAAUCCCAAGCUCGACAUACAGGUUCAAACAUUUCAAUCCUCGGUUCCCGAUCAAUACCACCUUCUUUUGGUUGCAGAGACAGUAGAUCCUAACGCGAGAAUUGGAUACGAAGAAGUGUUUCCGCAGAAGUCGGGUUUUCCUGAGGGGCUGGCUCUUGAUAAGGAUAGGCUGUUCAAACACCUCGCACGAGUCUGCAUUCGCGGUCUAAUCAACGAGCUCAGGUCGGGUAAUGCUGUGGAUGAGAAUAUCGAGGAUAUGCUUGUGAUCUACCAAAGCCUUGCGAACGGAUUUUCUUCUGUGACUGCGCCCGGAAAUGCAAGACUAGUUACCGAAGAUCCCAGACUAAGGGUGCCUCUAGAGAUGCCGAGCGAUGACUAUGAUUUUGACACAAAGACUCUGCACCGAGAGACGGCUUAUUGGGUUGCCAAUACAAUGGCUGGCGUAACCUUCACAGAGAAAGACGGAAGAAAAGGCUGCCAUGGGGUUGCACUGGGGAGUAUGCACUAAAGGUAAAGUCCUCUCCACAUAUCAGUACCUAGGCUCUACUAGACUAAGUGCUUAAAAACUCGCUUCUACUCACUUUAUCCCAAGUUUUUAUCCCAAGUUUUAUUUUACUAGCUGAAGUAUAAUUUCGCCUUCGAUAUGUAACAAAAUGACAUUGGCUUUACUUUCAGCGAGUUCUGCGC